Messenger RNA from Arachis stenosperma, 3367 nucleotides. RefSeq names its product valine--tRNA ligase, chloroplastic/mitochondrial 2. Gene Ontology annotation, molecular function: ATP binding; valine-tRNA ligase activity; aminoacyl-tRNA deacylase activity. Bases 61 to 3021 code for a protein of 986 amino acids. Lineage: Eukaryota; Viridiplantae; Streptophyta; Magnoliopsida; Fabales; Fabaceae. The transcript has 26 exons. The record is from RefSeq and is a predicted model, not a curated record. Gene Ontology annotation, biological process: valyl-tRNA aminoacylation. Gene Ontology annotation, cellular component: cytosol; cytoplasm.
UUCCCUCGUCAUCCUUCCACCCAGUGGCAUCCACUAAAACCUCACCUCUCAAGCUAAGUCAUGAGCACCCUCCAACUCGCUCUAUCUUCUUCUGCUUCUUCCUCUUACUCACUCUUCUUCUCUCCCCUCUCCAAACGCAACGCCCUCAACUCUCUCCUCUUCUACAAACGACGUCGUCGCCUCCCUCUCUCUCACUCCCACUCCCACUCCCACUCCCACUUCACCCCUCACUUUCUCAGACCUCGCCUUCUCUCUUCAGUUGCUGCAUCGGAGAAUGGAGCCUACAACAAUUCUUCUCCUGAGAUUGCAAAAUCUUUCGACUUCGCUUCGGAGGAACGUAUAUACAGUUGGUGGGAGUCUCAAGGGUAUUUUAGGCCAAAUUUCGACCGAGGAAGCGAUCCUUUUGUGGUAUCAAUGCCGCCUCCUAAUGUUACCGGUUCCCUCCACAUGGGACAUGCCAUGUUUGUCACCCUUGAGGAUAUUAUGGUAAGAUACCAUCGAAUGAAGGGAAGGCCAACACUUUGGCUUCCUGGGACUGAUCAUGCUGGUAUUGCUACUCAGCUGGUUGUUGAAAGAAUGCUAGCAUCUGAAGGGAUAAGCAGAGCUCAAAUGAGUAGAGACGAAUUCACAAAACGAGUCUGGCAGUGGAAAGAAAAGUAUGGUGGGACCAUCACGAAUCAGAUAAAGAGACUUGGUGCUUCUUGUGAUUGGAGUAGAGAGCACUUUACCCUUGAUGAACAGCUAAGUCAAGCUGUAAUUGAGGCAUUUAUUAGGCUUCAUGAAAAAGGCUUGAUUUAUCAAGGUUCAUAUAUGGUGAAUUGGUCUCCUUCUCUACAGACUGCUGUUUCAGACCUGGAAGUAGAAUAUUCAGAAGAAUCUGGACACCUAUAUUAUAUAAAAUAUCGCGUUGCUGGAAGGAGUGACUUUCUGACAGUAGCUACAACACGACCGGAAACUUUAUUUGGUGAUGUAGCUUUGGCAGUUAAUCCAAAGGAUGAACGUUAUGCUCAGUUUAUUGGUCAGAUGGCAAUUGUGCCUCAGACAUUUGGCCGUCAUGUUCCUAUUCUUGCUGACAAGCAUGUUGAUAAAGAGUUUGGAACUGGAGUGUUGAAGAUCAGCCCAGGACAUGAUCAUAAUGAUUAUUUUCUUGCUCGGAAGCUCGGACUUCCAAUACUCAAUGUAAUGAACAAGGAUGGAACACUAAAUGAUGUUGCUGGCUUAUACAGUGGCCUUGAUCGUUUUGAGGCUCGAAAGAAACUAUGGGCAGAGCUUGAGGAGACAGGAUUAGCUGUUAAAAAGGAACCACAUACUUUACGAGUUCCUAGAUCUCAGCGUGGUGGAGAAGUGAUAGAGCCUCUUGUCAGUAAGCAGUGGUUUGUAACUAUGGAGCCUCUUGCUGAGAAAGCUCUUCAAGCUGUUGAGAAAGGAGAGUUGAAGAUAAUUCCAGAAAGAUUUGAGAAGAUUUACAAUCACUGGCUUUCCAACAUUAAAGAUUGGUGUAUAAGCAGACAACUAUGGUGGGGACACCGGAUACCUGUUUGGUAUAUUGUUGGGAAAAACAAUGAAGAGGAAUAUAUAGUUGCUAGGAAUGCUGAUGAAGCACUUGAGAAAGCUCACAAGAAAUAUGGAAAGGAUGUAGAAAUAUAUCAGGAUCCUGAUGUUCUUGACACUUGGUUUUCAAGUGCACUAUGGCCAUUUAGCACUCUUGGUUGGCCAGAUUUAUCAGCAGAGGAUUUCAAGAAGUUCUAUCCAACUACAAUGCUUGAAACAGGGCACGAUAUAUUGUUCUUUUGGGUAGCAAGAAUGGUGAUGAUGGGGAUCGAAUUCACGGGAACUGUUCCAUUUUCUUAUGUUUAUUUGCAUGGACUCAUUAGGGAUUCACAGGGGAGAAAAAUGUCCAAGACAUUAGGAAAUGUGAUUGAUCCCCUUGACACAAUCAGAGAGUUUGGGACAGAUGCUUUACGAUUCACACUAUCUUUAGGAACAGCUGGCCAGGACCUUAAUUUAUCCACUGAGCGGUUGACCUCGAAUAAGGCGUUCACCAACAAAUUGUGGAAUGCUGGCAAGUUCAUAUUGCAGAACUUGCCUGAUCAAAAUGAUGGACCUGCUUGGGAAAGCUUAUUGUCUAACAAGUUUGAUUGUGAAGAUUCUGUACUUAAUCUCCCUUUAUCAGAGUGUUGGGUGGUGUCAAAACUUCACUUGCUUAUUGAUUCUGCCACCGCAAGCUAUGACAAAUUUUAUUUUGGAGAAGUGGCACGAGAAACAUAUGAUUUCUUUUGGGGUGACUUUGCAGAUUGGUACAUUGAGGCUAGCAAAGCACGCCUUUAUCACUCUGGAGGCAAAUCAGUUGCUGCAGUAGCUCAAGCUGUUCUUCUGUACACAUUCGAGAACAUACUCAAACUUUUACAUCCUUUUAUGCCAUUUGUAACUGAGGAGCUAUGGCAGGCACUCCCCAACCGGAAACUUGCCCUUAUUGUAUCACCUUGGCCACAGACCCAACUCCCAAGGAACACCAGCUCUAUAAAAAAGUUUGAAAUUUUGCAAGCUUUGGUUAGAGCUAUCCGGAAUGCUCGGGCAGAAUAUUCAGUUGAGCCUGCAAAGCGGAUAUCAGCAUCUGUGGUUGCAAGCAAUGAAGUUAUCCGAUAUGUAGCUGAAGAAAAAGAAGUUUUAGCUCUUCUCUCUCGGCUUGAUUUACAAAAUCUUCAUUUUACGAAUUCUCCUCCAGGAGAUGCAGAUCAAUCAGUUCACCUUGUGGCUGGUGAAGGACUAGAGGCAUAUCUCCCUCUAGCUGACAUGGUUGAUAUUUCUGCUGAAGUUGAACGUCUUACAAAGCGCCUUUCCAAGAUGCAAAAGGAAUAUGAUGGAUUCAAAGCUAAACUUAGUUCCCCAAAGUUUGUAGAGAAGGCCCCGGAAGAUGUGGUCCGCGGAGUGCAAGAAAAAGCAGCCGAAGCUGAAGAGAAGAUCAAUUUAACCAAGAACCGUCUUGCCUUCUUGAAGUCAAACAUUCUAGUUUCAAAUUAGGCUUGAUCAGUCAUCAGUGUGCUAUGAGUUCAACUCAAUGUCAAUCAUCUUCAACUUCAUCUGCAGUAAUGGUUACUCGAUUGGCAUCUGUUGUUGUAAGUCCUCCUUACAUAUUAGCUGGAUAUUUAUCAGUUCCUCUAAUUUUCAUCAAUAGAGUGUACACAUUUUUCAAAACUUUGGUGGUUCCUGUGAACAUUAAAAAGUAAAAACUAAGGAAUUAAGUUGCCUCAAGGGCUGAACAAGGAACCAGCGCAACAGCGUACACCGGGACCUGCUAUUAUAAAUGUACAGUUAGUGUUGCAAACAUUAUUUUUUGACUACACUGAUGCAAUAAUUUUUUUCCAUC